Arachis duranensis is the source of this 977-nucleotide messenger RNA. RefSeq lists its product as uncharacterized. Gene Ontology annotation, molecular function: RNA binding; DNA binding. Gene Ontology annotation, biological process: maturation of 5.8S rRNA; regulation of gene expression. Bases 56 to 673 code for a protein of 205 amino acids. NCBI's taxonomy places the organism in Eukaryota, Viridiplantae, Streptophyta, Magnoliopsida, Fabales, Fabaceae. Gene Ontology annotation, cellular component: nucleolus; exosome (RNase complex). The transcript has 6 exons. The record is from RefSeq and is a predicted model, not a curated record.
AGUCACCAACAUUUCUACUUCUCCUGAGACUAAAACCGAAAGAGAGAGACAGAAAAUGGCGAGGGGAAGCGAAAGUGUGGGUGAGGGCGUACCGAAAGAGAUGAGCGAAGCACUGAGGCGCACGGUAGCCAGCCUGGAGAAUCUGGAAGCAGAGCUGCCGAAUAUUCUGUCUCUCUCAAACCCUUUCAUCCUCUCUAAAAUGCCUCCUCUUCAACGCGCUCACUCUCUCUUAACCCUUGCCAACAUCACUUCCACCCUUUUCUCAUUGAAGUUGAGAUGCAAAGGGACUAAUCCAGAUUAUCAUCCCCUCAAAUCUGAACUUGACAGGUUAAAAGUUUACCAACGCAAACUGGAACCCUUUGGGGAUGUAGGUCAAGCUCUACCACCGCCUUCUUCUUUCUUGGAUGAGCAGCCUUCUGUUGACCACUCCUUACGUGACCUCACUUCAGUACAAAGAAAAGAAAUGGCUAACAUGAGCAUUGGGGAGGUACCAAUGAUGAGCAACUAUCAGGAGCAGGCUGGUCAGAAGAGAAAGCAUCCAUCUUCUGAAGAACACCCUGUUCAAGUUGAUGCUGAGGUGCACGUGAAGAAAGAACCACUUGAGGUUUUUGGUCAUAACAAUGGAAAAACUGAGGAACCAAUAGUCAUUGACAUUUCAGAUGAUGACGAGUGAUGAUCAUUUUGAGCUGCUUGUGCCGUUGUGCCUCCCUUAUUUUUCAGAAUCUGGUAUAACUGAAUAAAAUGGAGCUGCCUUCAAGAGAGAGAAUUUAGUGUCAUCCUUGCUGCUUUCCCAUACUUUUUGGAUGAUUUUCUUAGCAGUGCUGGAGACGUUUAUUUCAACUGAUAAGCAGGGUGGAUUAUGUUUUGCAGUUGGCGACCAUUUGCGUCCAUCAACUGCUUGUAUAGUUUUGUUUUGAUCUCACUGGUUUCCUAUAUCAUCCAUGUUUAUGUUCAUGUUCAUGUUUAUGUUCUUUUCU